Exophiala spinifera is the source of this 1338-nucleotide messenger RNA. Its product is annotated as YbgI/family dinuclear metal center protein. The record is from RefSeq and is a predicted model, not a curated record. Gene Ontology annotation, cellular component: mitochondrion; cytoplasm. NCBI's taxonomy places the organism in Eukaryota, Fungi, Ascomycota, Eurotiomycetes, Chaetothyriales, Herpotrichiellaceae. Bases 1 to 1338 code for a protein of 445 amino acids. The transcript has a single exon.
AUGAAUACUUCAACCUCAUACAAUGUCUCCCCAUUCACCAGCGCAGUCGUCUCUUCCAUGCGACGCCUCUACCCUGAAUCCCUCGCCGACAAAUCCUUUGACAACACUGGCUUCCUCGUCCAAGCUCCUUUCCUUCCCGCCCGUCCUCGCAAUCGCAACUCGGUUCUGUUGACCGUCGACCUGACUCGCGCCGUUGCCGACGAGGCCAUUGAGAAUGGCGCCUCUGUUGUCGUCGCUUACCACCCCAUCAUCUUCCGCGGACUCAAAUCCAUCACCACAGACGACACCCAACAGCUGUCAAUGACCCUGCUGCUCGCGCACGGCAUCAGCGUCUACUGUCCCCACACCGCAGUCGACACGGUCCCCGACGGCAUGGCAGACUGGCUAUGCGACAUUGUCACAGGCAAGACUGACGUUCCUGAAGACCACGCUUACACCGCCACGUAUUCAUCAUCCGUACCGUCAGAAACAGAAGUCACCACCACCGAUGAAGACGACGACGCUAACGAGGAUUCGGAUGCUGCGCAGUCCCACGCGUCGACGAAGCCUACGUCCCCUUCCGCCGCGGACCACGACGACCCAUUCACAUCCACAGAUACACCCAAGCCAAACAAGAAGCUAAGACUGUUCAGGCCGCACUCUCACAGGACGUACUCGAAGCCCACGUAUCCCCGGCCGACGGAGGAUUUCCAGCCAGCGGUCUUGCCCCAUUCAAGGAGCGUAAUCACACCUUCGCCGCGGGGGGCAUUGGAUGAAGCGAAUCGAUUUGUGGCGUCUGACACGGACAUCUAUCACCCCAACAACACCGGCGCAGGGAGGUUGAUUGAGUUCGCGGAGCCGCAGCCCUUGACCGUCCUCAUCACGCGUAUCGCGCACGCCAUCGGAUUACCCAAGGGGUUCGCCAUAGCCGUACCGCAAGGUAAGACCUUGGAGGAGAUUGCCAUUGCGAGCGUGGCGACUUGUCCAGGCAGUGGAGGCAGCGUGGUGAGGGGUUGUCGUGCGGAUCUCGUCUUCACGGGCGAAUUGAGUCAUCACGAGGCUCUGGCCGUGACGGAGAGGGGUGGAUGUGUGAUCAGCCUUUUCCACACGAAUUCGGAACGGGGGUAUUUGUGGACGGUCAUGAGGGAGAAAUUGGAAAACGAAGUCAGGGAUGAGUGGGCGAGGGUGAGGAGCGAGGAGGGCGCAAAGAUUGGGCUCGACGGCGAGAUUAAAGAAAUGUUACAAGAUGAGAGUGUCGAGGUCGUGGUGAGUGAGCGCGAUAGAGAUCCCUAUGGGAUUGUCGUGCUGGAAGAGACGGCGGUGGAAGGGGUAAGGAUCGGGUCUGGAUCAAGUGGCUGA